AUGGACCAAAUCGACACGCAUCCAGGGAUUCCUCUUCGAGCAUUGCAGGAACAACUUCAAAAGGACUUCGAGGUUGGUGUUUCUAUUGACAGAGUAUUCAGGGCCAAGGCUAUUGCAACUAAGAUCGUGGAGGGUGACUAUACGAAACAAUAUGAGAUCUUGAGGGACUAUAUCCUUGAAUUGCAAGCAACCAAUGUUGACACAACUGUCAAGAUUGAUGUUUACAGUGAACAAAACCCAUCAAACCCAACGAGGAGGUUUAAAAGAAUCUACAUUUUCUUAGGUCCCCUGAAAAAAGGUUUUAAGGCUGGCCUCAAGGAUCUUUUGGGUUUCGAUGGUACGCAUAUGAAAGGGCCAUUUCCUGGGCAGGUUCUAACAGCAGUUGGGUUGGACUCUAAAAAUGGUAUUUACCCCCUUGCUUAUGCCAUUGUUGAGACAGAGAAUAAAAGUAGUUGGGUAUGGUUCUUGCAGUGUUUAGGAGAAUACUUGGAUCUUGGUUCAAACUCUAACUUUACUUUUAUCACAGAUCGACAAAAGGGUUUAAUACCAGCAAUAGCCCAACUAUUCCCAUGUGCUGAGCACAGAUGUGCAACUGCAACCACUGUACCUAAAUUUGAACAUUGCAUGAAAGAAUUUAGCAACUAUGACAAGGAGGCAUGUGAAUGGCUUAGAAAGAUUCCUCCAAAACACUGGGCAAGAAGCCAUUUUACAGGCAGAGCAAUCUCUGAUAUACUGUUAAACAACCUUUGUGAGAUAUUUAACGGCAAGAUAAUAGAGGGAAGAGAUAAGCCUAUCAUAGGUUGUUUGGAGUAUAUUAGACAAUACCUGAUAAAGAGAAUCUGUAAUGUUAUGAAGGUGAUGGACAAGGAUAAAGGGCCUUUAACACCCACUGCAACAACCAUAUUGGAUGUAAACAAGUCUCAUGCAUCACAUUACAUUGCUAGGUGGAAUGGGGGUGAGAAAUACCAAGUCACUGGGGCAUGGCAAGACCAACAUGUUGUAGAUGUAAACACAUGUACUUGCAGGAAGUGGGAGCUAAUAGGCAUCCCAUGUAAACAUGCCAUUGCAACCUUUUAUGAAAUGACCAAGAACUCAGAGGAUGUUGGUGACAUUUACAGGUGGGUCAAUAAGGUAUACUGGUUGGAUACAUGGAAGAAUGCAUAUUCCUAUAAGGUAGAGCCCAUAAAAGGAAGAAUAAUGUGGCCUAAAAGUUUGUGCCCCACCACACUUAUCCCUCCAAUACAUCAUAAGCAACCAGGUAGGCCUACAAAGAAGAGGAAGAAAAGUGAGGAUGAAAAAUUGAGUUAG
Lactuca sativa (garden lettuce) is the source of this 1308-nucleotide messenger RNA. RefSeq lists its product as uncharacterized. Gene Ontology annotation, molecular function: zinc ion binding. Lineage: Eukaryota; Viridiplantae; Streptophyta; Magnoliopsida; Asterales; Asteraceae. The record is from RefSeq and is a predicted model, not a curated record.